Messenger RNA from Triticum turgidum subsp. durum (durum wheat), 282 nucleotides. The record is from the annotation of a GenBank genome assembly. Lineage: Eukaryota; Viridiplantae; Streptophyta; Magnoliopsida; Poales; Poaceae.
AUGGCGCGCGCAAACUGUGCAGUGCUGCUGUGGCUCCUGGUGGCGGUGAGCGUGAAGCUGGGGCGGCGCCACAUUGCCCACAACGUGGUGGAGCUGAUGGAGAGGCGGCUGGCCAAGGACGACUUCCCCGAGUACUACGACGGCAAGACGGGGCGGUACAUCGAGAAGCAGUCGCGCAAGUUCCAGCCGUGGUUGGUGGCGGGCUACCUGGUGGCCAAGAUGCUCCUGGACGACCCCUCCAACCUCCGUGCCGUCUCCCUGGAGGACGACGGCCACACCUGA